Molecule: messenger RNA, 791 nt
Organism: Marmota monax (woodchuck)
Lineage: Eukaryota; Metazoa; Chordata; Mammalia; Rodentia; Sciuridae
Gene: Mrps33
Product: mitochondrial ribosomal protein S33
Exons: 3
Coding region: 100-420 (106 amino acids)
Cellular component (GO): mitochondrion
Source: RefSeq, a predicted model, not a curated record
GAUGCCCGGAACUGGGAAGCGGCUGGGGGCGGGCCAUCCGGGACAGGGGCGCGUGGGGGAGGCAGGUCAGGACCAGGGAGUCUCCUAGCUGCUCAAGAAAUGUCUUCGCUUUCAGAAUAUGCUUUGCGCAUGACUCGUCUGAGUGCUCGGCUCUUUGGUGAAGUUGCCAGGCCAACUGAUUCCAAAUCCAUGAAAGUAGUGAAACUAUUCAGUGAGCAGCCACUGGCCAAGAAGAAGGAGACUUACGACUGGUAUCCAAAUCACAACACAUAUUUUGGUCUCAUGGGCACACUGCGUUUUCUUGGCCUCUACAGAGAUGAGCAUCAGGAUUUUAAGGAUGAGCAAAAGCGUCUAAAGAAGCUUCGUGGAAAGGGGAAGCCAAAGAAAGGAGAAGGGAAAAGAGCAACAAAAAAGAAGUAGUGUUGGCCCAUCAAGAGAGAAUUUCUUCCUCAGUGAUUAUGAGAAGAAAGUACCAUCUUUCCAUGUAUUAGAGGAAUGUACUCUGCCUCAGUGAAGGUUACUUGGAGAGACACAAUCCUCCCUGUAUUGAAGUAUAAUUCAAUUAAAUGGUGACUGGUAGCCAGGUGUGGUGUAGCAUACCUAUAAUCCCUGUAAUUUGGGAGGCUGAGGCAAAAGGAUUGCAAGUUCCAGGCCAGCCUCAGCCACUGAGCAAGACUUUUUUCAAAAUUUUAAAAUAUGAACAAAAAUAAAAGGAUGUAAUUCAGUGGUAAAGUACCUCUUGGUUCAGUCCCAGGUAUCAAAAUAAAAUUGUGACUGGUUUCUUGAACACA